AUGGCCGACUACGAUGAUGGCCCCGAGCCUCCCAGGCGGGACACUAGGAACCAUAUGCUGUUUGAGGUGGCUACGGAGGUUGCCAAUCGAGUCGGUGGGAUCUACUCCGUCCUCAAGUCCAAGGCGCCCGUGACGACGGCAGAGUAUGGCGAUCGUUACACCCUCAUCGGGCCCCUCAAUAAAGCUUCCGCUGCUGUGGAGGUGGAAGAGUUGACCCCGUCGAACCCGCACCUGGUCGAGACGAUUGCGUCCAUGAAGCAACGGGGAAUCCAUAUUGUCUACGGGCGAUGGUUGAUUGAAGGCGCUCCCCGCGUGAUCCUGAUCGAGACGGGAACCGGAUACAAAUAUCUGAACGAGUGGAAGGGAGAUCUAUGGAACUCGUCGGGCAUUCCAUCGCCAGAAGGUGAUCAUGAGACCAACGAGGCCAUCGUCUUUGGUUACCUGGUAGCCUGGUUUCUAGGAGAGUUCAUCGCCCACGAACGUCGGCGAGCUGUGAUCGCCCAUUUCCAUGAAUGGCUCGCGGGAGUCGCCCUCCCUUUGACCAAGAAGCGACACAUGGACCUAACCACCAUCUUCACCACGCAUGCUACUUUGCUGGGACGAUACCUGUGUGCAGGCUCGGUCGACUUUUACAACAACCUGCAGUAUUUCGACGUCGACGCUGAGGCGGGCAAGCGCGGCAUCUACCACCGCUAUUGCAUCGAGAGAGCAGCUGCUCACUCCGCCGACGUCUUUACCACUGUCUCGCACAUCACGGCAUUCGAGAGCGAGCACUUGCUGAAGCGGAAACCCGACGGCGUGUUGCCCAAUGGCCUCAACGUGAAGAAGUUUUCAGCGGUGCACGAGUUCCAGAACCUGCACUCGCAGGCCAAGGAGAAGAUCCACGACUUCGUCCGCGGGCAUUUCUAUGGAUACAAUGACUUUGAUCUCGACAACACCUUGUACUUCUUCAUCGCUGGUCGUUAUGAGUUCCGGAACAAAGGCGUGGACAUGUUUAUCGAAUCCCUGGCUCGUCUGAACCACCGUCUCAAGACAGCGGGUUCCAAGACAACCAUCGUGGCCUUCAUCAUUAUGCCGGCGCAGACGUCGUCUCUCACCGUCGAGGCCCUCAAGGGACAGGCGGUGGUCAAGUCGUUGCGGGACACCCUGGAGAUGGUGGAGAAGGGCAUUGGCAAGCGACUGUUUGAACGUUGUCUGUCCUGGAGAGAGGGCGACAACAUGCCCGAUGAGAAAGACCUCAUCACGGCGCAGGAUCGUGUGCUGCUCCGUCGCAGACUGUUUGCCAUGAAGCGCCACACGUUGCCUCCGAUUGUCACCCACAACAUGAUCAACGAUGCAGAGGACCCGAUCCUGAACCAGCUGCGACGGGUCCAGCUCUUCAAUCACCCUGAGGACCGGGUCAAGGUCGUCUUCCACCCCGAGUUCCUCAAUUCAUCUAACCCGGUGUUGCCAUUGGACUACGAUGAUUUUGUCCGGGGAACGCAUCUGGGCGUCUUCCCGUCUUACUAUGAGCCAUGGGGAUACACCCCUGCCGAAUGUACCGUCAUGGGCGUUCCCAGUAUCACGACCAAUCUCUCUGGGUUCGGCUGUUACAUGGAAGAGCUGAUCGAGAACUCGUCUGACUAUGGCAUCUACAUCGUGGACCGACGGAUGAAGGGUGUGGAUGACUCCGUCAACCAUUUGACAACCUGCAUGUACGACUUCGCCAUGAAGAGCCGCCGCCAGCGAAUCAACCAGCGUAACAGAACCGAGCGAUUGAGCGAUCUCUUGGACUGGAAACGCAUGGGCUUGGAGUAUGUGAAGGCCCGUCAGCUGGCCCUCCGAAGAGCAUACCCGGCCUCCUUUGACUCCAACGAGAACUUUGAUGAUAUUAUCGGCGGAACCGAACAGAAGAUCUCCCGACCUCUGUCCGUGCCCGGGUCACCACGAGACCGCUCCGGGAUGAUGACGCCCGGGGAUUUCGCGUCGCUCCAGGAAGGCCUGGAGGGGCUCAGCACGGAGGACUACAUUGCAUGGAAACUGCCCCGUGACCACAGAGAGGAGGAAGAGCCAGACGACUACGCAUUCCCGCUUACGCUUCGCACGAAGAAGCCCGCUGAUCGCCCCGGAUCCCCGCUUGACAAUGUCACUCUGAAUGGACGUCAUUAG
Messenger RNA from Paecilomyces variotii, 2148 nucleotides. RefSeq names its product putative glycogen synthase Gsy1. The record is from RefSeq and is a predicted model, not a curated record. Gene Ontology annotation, cellular component: cytoplasm. Gene Ontology annotation, biological process: glycogen biosynthetic process. Gene Ontology annotation, molecular function: alpha-1,4-glucan glucosyltransferase (UDP-glucose donor) activity. The transcript is spliced from 6 exons. Bases 1 to 2148 code for a protein of 715 amino acids. NCBI's taxonomy places the organism in Eukaryota, Fungi, Ascomycota, Eurotiomycetes, Eurotiales, Thermoascaceae.